Phialemonium atrogriseum is the source of this 2294-nucleotide messenger RNA. Its product is annotated as putative GMC oxidoreductase. Bases 160 to 2085 code for a protein of 641 amino acids. The transcript is spliced from 3 exons. NCBI's taxonomy places the organism in Eukaryota, Fungi, Ascomycota, Sordariomycetes, Cephalothecales, Cephalothecaceae. The record is from RefSeq and is a predicted model, not a curated record. Gene Ontology annotation, molecular function: flavin adenine dinucleotide binding; oxidoreductase activity, acting on CH-OH group of donors.
UGCCAAUUGCUUGACACCAGUUUAUCCCGCCCGUAUCUGCAUAGCGAACAGGGAUUUCUCCAAAGCUUGUGUGGUCAUGUUUUAUUAAGUCCAGGCCGAUCUCAGCCAAGGAUAUGGGUCAGAAUGAUUCGGAAACCUUGGAUGAUCAACGAUUAAACAAUGGUACCUCCCACGAGCACCACCGACACCGAGACCACUAGGGCAGACGAGUUCACCGCCCGCCGCUUCGACUUCAUUGUCGUCGGGGGCGGCACGGCGGGCCUCGUCGUGGCAGCCCGCCUGGCCGAGAACAGCGCCCUUACCGUCGGCGUGCUGGAGGCCGGUGCUGCUGUCGGGGAGGAUGGCAAAGAUGACGAGGGCAACAUCCGUAUUCCAGGUUGUUUCGGGCAGACCCUGGGCGGAAGCCACGACUGGCAGUUCGAGACGGUGAGCCAGCCCGGCUUGGGCGGGCGGCAGCUCCCGUGGCCGCGCGGGAAGGUCCUCGGCGGGACCAGCGUCCUGAAUUUCAUGACGUGGAAUCGCGCCAGCCGGGAGGACUAUGACGCCUGGGAGGCGCUGGGAAAUCCCGGCUGGGGGUGGGACUCGCUCCUGCCCUGCUUUAAACAAUCGGAAACAUUCCACCCCCCUCCUCCCGAGAUUCGAGACCGAUACCCUGUUGCCUAUGACCCUUCCGCGUUUGGCGACUCGGGCCCCAUCCACAUCUCCCAUUGCCGAGAGUUCACGACCUCGCAUGGACUCUGGCACGCGACGCUGAACUCACUCGGCGUCGAGACCAACGAGGCCCACUUCGCCGGCUCCAACGUCGGCGUCUGGACAAAUGUCUGCUCCAUCAAUCCCGACACGGCCGUCCGCUCUUACGCCGUCGACUAUUGCCGUCGCCUGGAUGGCUCGUCGCCUACAAACCUCCACAUCCUGACGGGGGCAUCCGUCCAAGAGAUUGUCCUCACCAAGAAAGAUGAAGAAUGGGCUGCGACCGGCGUGCGGUUCAUCCACCGCGGCCGCGAGUUUGUUGCCUCGGUCUCCCGCGAGGUCAUCCUGUCCGCUGGGAGUGUUCAGUCGCCCCAGAUCCUGGAGCUCUCUGGCGUGGGCAGGCCUGACGUGCUGUCAGCGGCCGGGGUCCCCGUCAAGGUGAAGAGCCCCAACGUCGGCGACAACCUCCAGGACCACAUCAUGCUGGCCAUGAUCUUCGAGAUCGACCCGUCGAUCGCAAACCCCGACGACCUCAAGUGCGACGACGUUGCCGCUGCUUCGGCCCGCGAGCAGUAUUUGCAGCACCGCUCCGGCCCGCUGACCAUCCUGCCCUCUUCCAUGGUCUACCUGCCCCUCUCCCACUUCAUGCCCGGUGAUGCUCUCGCAACCAUCGCCUCGAAAGUGGGAGGCUUGACCUCCAUUCCCGCCGAACAAAGACACAUCAUGCAACGUCGCUUCGACAGCGACGCGAAGAAGCUCGGACAGGUCGAGUUCAUCUUCGAUCUGGGGAACUGGAGCCCAUACUUCCAGCCGAACCCCGCCGACGGCAAGAAAUACGGCACGAUGCUGCUGAUCCUACAGCACCCGUUCUCGAGGGGGUCAAUCCACAUCUGCCCGGCCAACAACUCCACCAACUCCUCAACUCCCUCCUCCUCCUCCUCCCCCCCAGGCCACCCGUCAAACCCCGAUGCCACGUCCCCCGAAAACCACCCCCUCAUCGACCCAGGCUACUACGCCGGCCCGCACGGCUCGCUCGACCUCGAGAUCAUGACGCACUGCGCGCGCUUCGCCGACCACAUCUGCCGCGCGAGCCCGCUCUCCUCCAUCAUCCGCGCCCGCGUCUUCCCCGCUCCGCCGACCACCACCAACACAGACGACGACGCGUCGCUUCGCGCCUGGGCCGUCGACACCACGGUGACGGACUGGCACCCGGUCGGAACCUGCGCCAUGGGCGACGUGGUCGACGAGCGGCUCCGGGUCCGCGGCGUCAGGGGCUUGCGGGUCGUCGACGCGAGCGUUAUUCCCCUGCAGAUCAGCGCGCACCUGCAGGCGACUGUGUAUGCCAUUGCCGAGAAGGGGGCGCGGAUGAUUGCCGAGGACUUGGCGGGUGGUUGAUGGGUGCAGUUUUCUUGUUGGGUCGAUGGUUUUUUUGCAAGGAAGGGCUGUCUAGUUACCCUAAAGCCAUUCUCAUCUGGUAUUGGUUGGCCGUGGGCUAUAAUCAAGGCGAUUAUGCUGUUACUCUGCAAUAGUGCCUCCCAUGGCUGUGACUGAUCUCGAGUCUCCGUAUUUUGUAGACUGCAUGUUUCUUGGUUUUCAUUUUGGAC